AUUGCAAAUUUUUAUAUUGUUUUCUUUGAGUAUAUAAGGUUAAAAAUGUCGGACACUCACCCCCACAAAAUACUAAAAAUGUAGUCAUCGUUAACAUCCGGGCACUUCUCACAACCUAGAUCAACAUGGCGGCAGCAGGCAAGAAGAAGAAGAAGGCAAAGGGACAGACAGUGAGUCUGAAUGACUUCCUUGGAGACGCAGCCCCGACCAGCUAUGUCAUGGCACCCAAGUCUAAUGACUGGGCUGAUGAGACUGAGGGACUGGACUAUGACACCACCCCAACAUGGUCUGACUCUGGGUUCUCCUCUGCGAUUGACCGUGCGAAGCUCCCCACGGCCCCGCGGUCUGCACGGAUGGCAGACUUCGACGCCUCCCGGAUUCCCGACAAGCCGCCGUUCACCGCAUUCCUCGGGAACCUCUCGUAUGACGUGGAUGAAGAAGCCAUCGAGAGAUUUUUCCGCGAUAUGAAGCUAGUGACAGUGAGGUUACCUCGCGACGGUGGGGACAGCGGUCGGCUGAAGGGUUUCGGAUACGCAGAGUUUGAGGACAAGGAUUCACUUCUCAAAGCCAUUAACAUGAACAACGAGAAACUGCUGAAUCGUCAGAUCAGGGUAGAUGUGGCCGACCAAACCCAACAAGGGGGACAAGAUAGGGAUUCGAGAUGGGGAGACCGGGACGGGAAGGACCGCUCUGACGGUCGGGACAGAGCGUUGUACGACGAGUUGACAGCGGGAGACUGGAGAAAGGCGUCAUCGGAAACUGGGAUCCUCCCUCCUGCACGACCAGGAGGUGGCUUUUCAGAUCGAAGGGAUCGCGAUCGUGACCGUGACAUGGACCGAGGUGGCCGUAGCGGUGGUGGUGGCGAGGAAGAAGACAGAACCGCAGGCGACUGGAGGAAAGCUUCUGCAGAGAACGGACCAGCGUUCGGGCGCUUUGGGGACAGAGACAGUGGCCAACGUGAUAUUCGCUAUAGCCAGGAUCAGUAUGGUGAUAGAGGUCCUGGCGACGACAGAGGUGGUUACGGCAGAUCUGACGACCGUGGCGGUUACGGACGAGACCGCGGCGGCUACGAUGACAGAGACCGAGGCUUCGGGUCAAGAGACAGAGGCUACAACGAUCGUGGCUUCAGCGAUCGCGGCAGAUACGAUGAUGGUGAGAGGUCGCAGUAUGGGGAGAGAAAUCGCUACGGCGACCGGGACCGGUAUGGAGACAGGGAUCGCUAUGGCGACCGAGGCUAUGAUAGAGGAGACAGGGGUUAUGAUAGGGGAGGAGGUCGGCGUGGCUUUGGCUCUGGUUACCGUGACGACGACAGAAGAGGCGGCGGUGGUUACGACGACUACGGGAGAGGGGGCUACGGACGCCGGGAUGACCGCGCCGGAGGCGGCGGGGGGUACGGACGUGACUUUGGCGACAGGUACGGACCACGGAGAGAUGGAGACCGCUUCGGAGACCGUGACGGCUUCAGACGUGAGGAGAGGGAACCAGAAAGAGGUCCUGAAAGAGGUCCCGCGGAACGACCCAAACUUCAGUUGGCGAAACGUACCAAACCCGUGGAGAACACCCCUCCCCCGGCACCAGCUAAAUCUAGUAGUAUAUUCGGCGCCGCGAAACCCGUGGACACCGCGGCUAAGGAACGCGAGAUUGAAGAGAAGUUGGCACGACAGAAGGUGGAAGAGGAAGAGAGGUACCACCUGGAGCGAGCGUCUCGAGCCCCACCUCGCGAGCGUACGGAAAGCGGCAGAUCACGACGAGACAGCGAGAACUCGGCGACGUCGGGCAGGUCACGACACAACAGUUCAUCUAGCCAAACAAAAGGACCACGUCCUGUACCAGUGUCGAGUCAUCAAAGACACGACAGUGAACGAUCCGCCGACGGCAACGAAGUCUUCCAAUCGGACGAUUCCCCGCGGUCACCAAAGAGAGAGGAUGCCCAAGCAAAAGCCGUCCCCGCUCCCCCACCUAAAGACAACCCCUGGGCGAAACGCAGCGAGCCCCCACAGGGUAGGGACGAAGCACCGACCAGCCAACCCAGAGUUGGAGACACGCCGCCAAAAUAUGUAGACGCUCCACCUCCGAAGGAAAAUGCCUGGGUGAGAAGAGGACCAGCUUCACCCACCUCCCCCACAUCCCCAGAUGGUAGAAUCCCUGGCUAUGCUAGAGAUGCCCGGGAUAGUCCAUCUUCCAGGGGUCCCAGGAGGGACUCUGGAGGAGACCGGGGUAGAGGCAGAGGAAGCACUGGCAGAGGCAGGGUCUCUGAGGAUGACUCUGACUUAACCACAGGUGAUGCCUGGGGGCGCGGGGGCGGGCGUGGCAGCAGAGGGGGCGGGCCGCCGGGGAGCGGGAGACCGGACCUGAGACGAGACGACCGCAGACAAGAGCCGCGCGACAGCAAACCCUCCAGGCAAGAGCCAGCAGAGCCCAAGAAAUAUGUAGAACCACCACCUCCGGUUUUCAGUCAAGACAGCAAGUUUGCUGCCCUGUUGGCUGAUGAAGACGGGGGAGAGGCCAGCGAUUGAAAUCCUUGCAGCCUGGUUCCUCAGCUAGCAGAACUGUACAUUUGCUGUAAUGCAUAGCAGUAGUCAAGAACUACCACAUAGACUACCCAAUAUUAGUUUAUGGUGUAGUCAAAGGAUAAGUGAGGGGGUGGGAGGGGGGUAACUAUUGGGAAUCACCAAGACAUUUUAGGGACUUGGGGUGAAGGCAGAUGUUACAGAUUUGAGGAAUUUGAUAGUUACAGUACCAAGAUUCUCUGCAAUUUUUCUUGGCCUCCAUUGAACUUCAGCUGGACAGAUGAGUUACUUCCAAGGACUGAUAGGGUCUUGAAUAAGAAUAUAGCGGAGCAGCCUUUUGUACUUGAUAUUAAAGAAGAAGCACAAUUAUGCCAGCAGAAAUGUCAUUCAGCCGCCACUCAGAUUUGUCGUAGAUUGUAAUGUACAUGUAGGUACAUCGUCCUUUGUACUGAGAAAUACCCUACGUCCUAGGUUAUCAGCAACAAUGUAUACAAGACCCAACUAUGUUACUCUGUACUGUACAUGUUUUAUGCAGAUGAUUUUGGUGUAAGCUUUACGCUUUCCAGUUGUACUCUGUGAUCUGAUUUUGCAAUUUUUUUUUUCACUCUGUCGCCAUGCAUGAACAGAUAAUGCAGGAUGUUACUUCUUACAUGCUGAUCCAAAGGUAGUCUUUUGAUAUUAAAAAUGUAUAAUUUGGCUGCCUGCAUGCUAAUUGUUGAUGAUUGUGAUGCACAUUUGGACAUGAGCAAGUUUAUUUUGAUAUAUUUGAAUUGGUACACGACUGUCUUUUUUGGGUUGCCCUUAGGAUAGAUUUUCUUUGGACACUUAAAACCUCAUCUGAAUCAUCCGAAAAUAAUUUUAUCAGGCUGGUAGAUCAAAGGACAUUAGAGUUUUCUUUUACACAACCAGUUUUUCUCACCUGCUGACGUUUCGAUGUCUGUCAGACAUCUUCCUCAGAGCUUCUAACUGAGUUCUGCUUCUCGCCGCUAUAUGUAGCCGAUGUAGGUGGCGCUUUUGCGGCGAGAACACUAUCCCAGCAGGUGAGAAGAACUGGUUGUGUAAAAGAAAACUCUUAUGUUCUCUCAUCUGAAUCGUAUUUUGAUGGCUAACUGUCCAUUGAAUUGUAUGAACUGUGACAUUUGGAAAGAGGUGUUCACUUUUUAGAGGGAGAAAUUGGAGAAUGGUUCAAAUGUAACAAUAGGUAUGAUCAUGAAUUGUUAUCCUCAAUGUAUAUUCUUUUUUGUACCCCUUGAGCAAGAUAUGUCCUGUUAAAGAUCGGAGGCUAAGGCGUGUAAAUUCUGUGUUUAUAAACUUGAUAAUGCUUUAGCAGUAGGAAAUGUAAGCAAACUCUCCUGUUACAUAAUUUGUAGGACGGUUCUUUAAAUUUGUGCCUUGGUUACAAUGAGUAGAGAAUACUUCGUGCAACUUGCCGUAGUAGGGAACACACCAAGAGUUUCGGUAUAGUUCUUGAAUGGAUGAUACUUAUUCUUCUGUACAUAAUCCUUUGGAAAUCAGCCACAUCAGAAAUCUAACUACACACUACAGGCCAUGAAACUAGGGGUAAAGCAAUGUACAGUACAUCUGGGACAAGUCAGCCAUUCUAGGAGGAACUUGGUAGAAAUUGUAUUGUACCACUGUAUAAUACAAAUACAGAAGUUUACCUUGAUUUACUUGAGAAGCAGCCAAUUGUAAUCUUCUUACUUUUUGAUCACCGUAAUCUUUGGUACAGACUGAAAUGGUGUAAUUAAAAAGCCUAAGAGUGUAUCACUCAGAUUGUUUUGCCUGAUCUUGUAGUUUCGACCACUUACUGUCACAGUUUCAAUUCCUCAUGUGAGGUCCUUGAAUACUUAACAGGGUAUUUGGCUACUCGUAUGGUUUUUCAGACUUGAAAUUUUGCACAGUUUUACAGGUACUUCAGUAAUGUCAGUCAAAGAAAUAUAUUUUGGGGUGGAUGAACACAUGCACUUUUGGGCCAACAUGUUUUAAGGAAUCUUCGUGUUAUAUUAUAAGUACUAUGUCUUGGUAGCCCACAUGUAGAAUGACAUUGUUUUAACCAGACCAAGACUAAGUUAUUUUGAAUUCCCCCGUAUUGGUUCUUGCUCUAGCUACUGUGUAUGCUGACAGUUAAAAUGAGAACAAUGACAAAUUAGAUGUAGAUUGUAGGAUUCUGAGACAAGUGUUGCCAACUACUGUGAUUUCUAUAACUGAAUAAAGUUGGAAAACAUUU
Branchiostoma floridae (Florida lancelet) is the source of this 4737-nucleotide messenger RNA. Its product is annotated as eukaryotic translation initiation factor 4B-like. The coding region runs from base 126 to 2516 and encodes 796 amino acids. Gene Ontology annotation, molecular function: RNA binding. Lineage: Eukaryota; Metazoa; Chordata; Leptocardii; Amphioxiformes; Branchiostomatidae. The record is from RefSeq and is a predicted model, not a curated record. The transcript is spliced from 13 exons.